CCUUUUUCCUUUUUUUAGUAAACAUGACAAGCCAGUGGUAUAUGCAAAAAGAAGAAAGUAGAUACUUUCCUUCGAUCCUCAAAGGAAUGAAGUAUGAAGAAGAACUCAUGUCUCGUUUACGUGCAGUGUGUCUUAUACAGUGUGUAGGAUAUCGACUUGAAUUGCCAAUACAUACUGUAGCUACUGCAUCUGCUUUGUUUCAUCGGUUCUAUACAAGAAGAUCUUUUUAUGAAUACAAAUCCAACAAAAUAGCGCAAGCUUGUCUGUUUAUUGCCUGUAAAAGCGAUGAAUCAUCACGCCGAGCAAACGAUAUUGCUAAAUCAUGGCUUUAUAAGCCCAAUACAGUCCUCAGUGAAAAGAAGAUGAGUAAAUUCAUUGCGGAUCUACUGUAUUAUGAACUGAUUGUGUUGGAAAUCACUUGUUUCGAUAUGCAAAUUGACCACCCUUAUGUUGAUCUAUUUGAAUUUGCUAAAGAGAUCCAUACACCCAACGAUGUGAUUCAUGCUGCAUUAGCAUUUAUCAAUGACAGUCUAAGAUUACCACUCUGUUUAUGGUAUGAUCCUAAAUCAAUAGCAGCCACAGCAUUAUUAAUGGGUUAUCAUGGUCAUGAUAUUCCAUUCCCUUCAGAUACCAAUACACAUUGGGGACAAUACAUUGAAAAAAACACAAGUUUAUUGACUGAUAUCACUGCUUCUAUUAUGGAAGUGUAUAAAUUACCCAAAAAGUAUCAUGCAAAAUAAUAAUAAUAAUAAAAUCCCUUUUUCUUUCUUUCA
This is a messenger RNA of Gilbertella persicaria, 773 nucleotides long. RefSeq names its product cyclin-like protein. Gene Ontology annotation, biological process: positive regulation of DNA-templated transcription, elongation; regulation of transcription by RNA polymerase II. The record is from RefSeq and is a predicted model, not a curated record. The coding region runs from base 24 to 740 and encodes 238 amino acids. The transcript is spliced from 7 exons. Lineage: Eukaryota; Fungi; Mucoromycota; Mucoromycetes; Mucorales; Choanephoraceae. Gene Ontology annotation, cellular component: cyclin/CDK positive transcription elongation factor complex; nucleus. Gene Ontology annotation, molecular function: cyclin-dependent protein serine/threonine kinase activator activity.